This is a messenger RNA of Lolium rigidum, 1518 nucleotides long. RefSeq lists its product as uncharacterized. Lineage: Eukaryota; Viridiplantae; Streptophyta; Magnoliopsida; Poales; Poaceae. The record is from RefSeq and is a predicted model, not a curated record. The coding region runs from base 1 to 1518 and encodes 505 amino acids. The transcript has 5 exons.
AUGGCCGACCUCGAGGUGCAGCUCGCAGAGGCCAGGGCGGAGCUCGCGGUAGCGAGCGCGGUGGCCAGGGCGUGCCUGGUGGCGCAGCACAAGGGGCCGCCGGCGUGGCAGGCGGCUACCAUGGCAGACGCCGUCAUCGACGACAUGGACGACGAGGACGAGCACGACAUUAUCUUCCUCCCCUAUAGCGACGAAGAGGGCGUGUUUGUGCGUGCCGAGCAGGGGGUGCUGCUCGCGUCGUUCGAGAGUCUCCCCGAGGACGCUGAUCGCCGUCGGGUUCUUGCGGCGGAGGCACAAGCUCGCGGUGAUGCGAUGGCCAUGAGGCAGGCUUUGGGGGGACGGCGCUCAUAUUUCUGGUGCCCGGUGCAGGGUCUGGAGACUGGCGAUCCGUCGCAGAAGCGGUUCUCUGGCGUGGUGCCACCAGCGGCGCCGCUCAUAUUUCUGGCGCUGCUGUGCAUUGCCGGCGCGAUCCUAUGGCUGGAUCACAAUGAGAAUCUGACGAUACUGCUGCUUCACCCAAGAGAGGUGACGGCUGACGAGACGUCGCCGCCGGAGGAACCCAGCGACAUGUGCAAGAACCAGCGCAGGCCUCCAGCAAGCAACGAGGCGCUGCCGAGGGGCAUCGUGCAGGACAAGUCCAACUUCGAGUUCGAGUCCCUGGGCCGCAACCCUGAGAUGAAGGAGCCCCCGGCGGCAAAGAGCCUCCUUGCGAUCCCCGUCGGCAUCAAACAGAAGGCCGUGGUUGACAAUCUCGUUUCCAAGUUCCCGGUGGCGAAUUUCACGUUAAUGCUGUUCCACUAUGACGGCGUGGUGGAGGGAUGGAGCGACCUGCCGCGGUCGCGGCGGGCGGUGCACGUGGCGGCGGCGGACCAGACCAAGUGGUGGUUCGGCAAGCGGUUCCUGCACCCGGACCUCGUCGCCGAAUACGACUACAUCUUCCUCUGGGACGAAGACAUCGAGGUGGACGACUUCGACCCCCUCAGGUACCUCGACAUCGUCAGGAAAGAAGGGCUCGAGAUCUCGCAGCCGGCGCUCGACCGCCGGUCGAAGAUCCACCACCAGCUCACGGCCCGCGCGCGGCGGGGCGGUGCCGUGCACCGGCGGUUCUACAAGACGGCGGGUGGCGGGCGGUGCUACGGGAACAGCACGGGCCCGCCGUGCACGGGAUGGGUGGAGAUGAUGGUGCCGGUUUUCUCGCGAGCGGCGUGGCGGAUGAUCCAGAACGACCUCGUCUUUGCGUGGGGGCUCGACUUCAAGCUCGGCUACUGCGCGCAGGGGGACCGGACCAUGAACGUCGGGAUCGUGGACAGCGAGUACGUCCUCCACCGCGGCAUCCCCACGCUCGGCGACGCUGGCGACGGCACGACGGCCACGGCGGCGGUGGGCAGGUCCGCGUUGCGGCAGCGGUCGUCCAGGGAGAUGCAGAUAUUCAACAGGAGGUGGAAUGAAGCGGUGGCGGAGGACGAGUGCUGGACCGACCCUUACCCGGAGCCGCCGACGGCUACGACCAAGGACUGA